Messenger RNA from Mangifera indica (mango), 4935 nucleotides. Its product is annotated as phospholipid-transporting ATPase 1-like. The record is from RefSeq and is a predicted model, not a curated record. Gene Ontology annotation, biological process: phospholipid translocation. Gene Ontology annotation, cellular component: plasma membrane. The transcript has 8 exons. Lineage: Eukaryota; Viridiplantae; Streptophyta; Magnoliopsida; Sapindales; Anacardiaceae. Gene Ontology annotation, molecular function: ATP hydrolysis activity; ATP binding; magnesium ion binding. Bases 949 to 4542 code for a protein of 1197 amino acids.
CUAUCUCUUAUCUCGAUUUCCCUCUCUCCGUCGUCGUUUUUUCCAAUCAACCCUUUUCCUGUUUCACCACAGUUAUUUUUUCGAUUUCCCCUUUCGUCUGGGGUUUCAUAUUUUUAACUCGAGUGAAAUCUGGUCUUCCCCUGAUCCCUCCACUGUCUUUCUGCCCAUUUCGCUAUGAUUUCGUUUUCAGUGCAUUCAAAGCCGUCUGAUUUCCCUAUCUUUUUAUAACCCUGAGACGAUUGGCUUUUUGGAUUUCAGUUUUGUCAUUGUUAUCAGACUGGUAGUUUUGGCAUAUGUGGAGGAUUGAUCCGUAGACUGUUGUUGCUGUUGUCAUCUGGAUCCGAUCAGGGAUUCUGUCAUCAUUUGAAUCGAUUGUGUUGAAAAAGACUUUAUAUUUUUUGGUGAUAAAGUUUGGAUUUUUAUUUCUUCUUUAUUGGAAGAAACAAGACAGUUUUGAUCUGUUUCUAUUUAGAAGUUGAAACUCUUUGCAAGUUAGUAGAUAAGUGGGAGAGAUGAUGAUUUGAUUGAACAUGAAAAUUGUGCUUACAUUGGAACACGUAUUCCCAUCUUUUAACAGAGGGGAGCUGAGAUAUCUCUGGCUUGUUUAGCCUCGCCUGGGAAAGAAAAGAGUAGAGCUUUUACUUUGGUGGUGAAUUAUUGUUAAAAGUAGUGAGAGUUAUAUACAGAACUCUCCAACGCAGGCAUUGGAGAAUAAGUUAUGACUGCUGGGCGAUGGCCAUUGCUGUUAUCAUCAGAUCAUCCUUGUACCUUAUUGGGUCUCGAAACAACAACAGCAACGAAGAUACUGUGUCUAAUUGACAUAGUGGCUUUUGUUUGAGAUCUGUUGAUUAGAGCAGCUCUCUUCUGGGGCGCUUCUUUUACUUAAGCAGUUGUUGUCAUUGGCAUGCCCUGGAGAAAAAGAGUUGACACCUGUUUUCUUCAGGUGUAAUGGAGUUGCAGAACAGCAAUCAAAGUUCCUCUUCCUUUGAAAUCUCUAAAGGCUCUACCUUGAUGCAGGAAAAACAUGGUAUGUCACAGAGGAUUUGCCACAAAAUCAUGCAGUUUGAAGAUAAUCUUCUUCAUGGAGAGAAUCCCAGGUUGAUUUACAUUAAUGAUCCUAGGAGAACCAAUGAUAAGUAUGAGUUCACUGGGAAUGAGAUCACAACAAGCAAGUACACAGUGAUUACCUUCUUACCCAAAAAUCUUUUCAUUCAGUUCCAUCGGGUAGCCUAUUUAUAUUUUCUUGCUAUUGCUGCUCUCAACCAGCUUCCCCCUCUUGCUGUCUUUGGUAGGACAGUGUCUCUUUUCCCCCUCCUGUUUGUGCUUUGCGUGACAGCUGUUAAAGAUGGCUAUGAGGAUUGGCGAAGACACAGAUCAGACCAAAAGGAGAACAAUCGGGAAGCUCUGGUGCUUCAUGGUGAUCGGUUUCAGUUGAAAAAAUGGAAAAAAAUCCAGGCAGGUGAGGUUGUGAAAAUUCGAUCAGACGAGACAAUUCCAUGUGACAUGGUCUUGUUGAGCACUAGUGAUCCUAGUGGGCUUGCAUACAUUCAGACAAUGAAUUUGGAUGGUGAGUCAAACUUGAAAACAAGAUAUGCUAGGCAAGAAACUGUUUCUUACGUGUCCGAAGAUCCUGUAUCAGGGCUGAUCAGAGAAGAUUCUGUGUCAGGGCUGAUCAGAUGCGAGCAACCCAACAGGAAUAUUUAUGAGUUCACUGCCAAUAUGGAGUUCAAUGGGCAAAAAUUUGCCUUAAGCCAAUCAAACAUUGUUUUGCGUGGUUGUCAGUUGAAGAACACUGAAUCAAUAAUUGGUGUUGUGGUAUAUGCAGGAAAGGAAACAAAAGCAAUGUUGAACAGUGCAGCAUCUCCAUCGAAGAGAAGCAGAUUGGAAGUUUACAUGAACAGGGAAACCCUGUGGUUGUCCGUUUUUCUUUUAGUCAUGUGUUUGGUUGUGUCCUGUGGAAUGGGUCUAUGGCUUCUACGCCAUACAGAGGAGCUUGAUACUUUGCCUUAUUACAGGAAAGUGUAUUUCACACAUGGGAAGGAUAAAUUUAAAAAGUACAAAUAUUAUGGGAUUCCCAUGGAGACUUUUUUCUCCUUUUUGAGCUCUAUCAUAGUGUUUCAGAUAAUGAUACCAAUUUCUCUGUACAUUACAAUGGAAUUGGUUCGUUUGGGACAGUCAUAUUUCAUGAUUGAAGACAGACAUAUGUAUGACAGCAGCUCUGGUUCAAGGUUUCAGUGCAGAUCUUUGAAUAUAAAUGAGGAUUUGGGUCAAAUACGAUAUGUAUUUUCAGACAAAACUGGGACACUUACAGAAAACAAGAUGGAAUUUCGGAGAGCAAGUGUGUACGGGAAGAAUUAUGGGAGUUCCCGUGUGAGUGAUUCGAUAGAAGGACAGGGAACUGCAGCAGCAAAAGCUGUUGGUAGAAGGAGAUGGAAACGUAACUCGGAAAUUGCUUUUGAUAAUGAACUAAUGGAGUUGUUGACCAAAGACUUGGCUGGUGAUGAACGAAUUGCGGCACACGAGUUUUUCCUUACACUGGCUGCAUGUAACACAGUGAUCCCAAUUCCUAGUUCUGGUAGAUCUUCUAGUUGCACCGGAAGUGAAUCACUUAAUGUAGAAACUAUUGAUUAUCAGGGUGAAUCCCCAGAUGAACAAGCGCUAGUUUCUGCAGCCUCAGCAUAUGGAUACACUCUCUUUGAGCGCACAUCUGGCCAUAUUGGGAUUGAGAUUGAUGAUAAGAGAUUAAGGUUUAAUGUGUUGGGAUUGCAUGAAUUUGAUAGUGUUCGCAAAAGAAUGUCAGUCAUUAUCAGAUUUCCUGACAAUAGUGUCAAGGUGUUGGUGAAGGGUGCUGAUACUUCAAUGUUCAGUAUAUUAGCUAAAGAUUCUAACAGCAAUGACCUUGUCAGGCAUGCAACUGAAAGCCAUCUGACUGAAUAUUCAUCACAGGGCUUACGCACUCUUGUUGUUGCUGCAAGGGAUCUUACAGAUGCAGAACUUGAGCAGUGGCAGCACAUGUAUGAAGAUGCAAGCAACUCUUUAGCUGAUAGAGCUCAAAAACUUCGCCAAACAGCAUUGUUUAUUGAAUCCAACUUAAAUUUACUUGGGGCUACUGGAAUUGAGGACAAGCUACAGGAUGGUGUACCAGAAGCAAUUGAAGCCCUUCAGCAAGCAGGAAUUAAGGUCUGGGUUCUGACUGGAGAUAAACAAGAGACAGCAAUUUCAAUUGGUCUUUCUUGCAAACUUCUGUCCGCAGAUAUGCAGCAAAUAAUUAUAAACGGUCAUUCUGAGGAGGAAUGCAAAAGUCUUUUAACUGCUGCAAAAGAUAAAUAUGGUGUGAAAUCAUCCAAUAGAAAGAAGAAGAGUUCAACAUCAACAGAUAAUACUGAAAACAACCAUCUUGAUAUUCCGAAUGAUACAAAGUCUUCCAAUGUGCCAGAAGGGUGUUAUGGGAAGGAAGAAGUGAAUGCAUCACUGGCACUCAUAAUUGAUGGAAAUAGUUUGGUGUAUAUUCUGGAGAAGAAUUGGGAGACUGAUCUUUUUGACAUUGCAACUUCCUGUCGGGUUGUGCUAUGCUGUCGGGUUGCACCUUUGCAGAAAGCUGGCAUUGUUGACCUAAUCAAGAGCCGAACUGAUGAUAUGACACUGGCCAUAGGCGACGGGGCCAAUGAUGUUUCUAUGAUCCAAAUGGCGGAUGUUGGUGUCGGAAUAUGUGGUCAGGAAGGCCGCCAAGCAGUGAUGGCAUCAGACUUUGCAAUGGGGCAGUUUCGGUUUCUGAAAAGAUUACUUUUGGUACAUGGACACUGGAAUUAUCAGCGUGUUGGCUAUCUAGUUCUAUACAACUUCUACCGUAAUGCUGUUUUUGUAUUGAUGCUAUUCUGGUACAUAUUAUGCACAGCUUUUUCGACUACUUCUGCAUUAACAGAUUGGAGUAGUGUAUUUUAUUCUGUUAUAUAUACAUCAGUGCCCACUAUUUUUGUCGGUAUACUGGACAAAGACCUGAGUCAUAGGACAUUGUUACAGUAUCCAAAACUUUAUUGUGCGGGGCAUAGGCAGGAGGCGUAUAAUAUGCAUCUCUUCUGGAUCACAAUGUGUGACACUCUAUGGCAGAGUCUUGUUCUCUUCUAUAUUCCUUUGUACGUUUAUAAGGAGAGCACAAUUGAUAUCUGGAGCAUGGGCAGUUUAUGGACAAUAGCAGUAGUCAUCCUUGUUAAUAUACACCUGGCUAUGGAUAUACAGCGUUGGAUAUUUAUUACUCAUGCAGCAGUGUGGGGAUCUAUAGUUGUUACAUACGCCUGCAUGGUGAUACUGGAUUCUUUCCCUCUUUUACCCAACUACUGGACAAUCUACCAUCUGGCUAAAUUAUCAACCUAUUGGCUCACCAUUUUGCUCAUUAUAAUUGUUGCAUUGCUCCCUCGUUUUCUUCUCAAAGCUGUACAUCAAUUUUUCUGGCCUUCAGAUAUCCAAAUAGCCAGAGAAGCCGAGAUACUAAGAAAACAAGGAAGUCAUUUGAGUUCAAAACGAAAUCAGGAUUACCCGUCUUAAGAAGGCUUAUCAUGAGUUCAUUCUUCGUAUGGCUGGCUGUUGGAUUUUCAGGGAAGUGAGAUGAUUGAAGCUUAUGAUUGUGGUUCGGUGAAUUCAUAUUGCCGGUUGGAUGAGUGAAGUCGGGCAGUAAACGAAGGUUGGAAAAAUGGGAGGCGUGGAGGGGAGCUUUUGGAUCUUGAUUGAUUCUUUUGGUGUUGAGGAAGGCAGAAGGAUUUGAUGAUGAUAAUAGUAGCCUGGAAUGCCUAGCAUGGACAUAAAAUAUAAUGGUUGUAUAUGGGAGUUUGUGUAAAGAUCAUCAGGCUGACACAUUUUAUACUGAAAAAUAUGAUAGGAAAAAACAAAAAGGAAAAAGAAAAAUUGUUGAAAGAAAUGCAGGUCAUUCCAUUCAAUUCA